Tachysurus vachellii is the source of this 5898-nucleotide messenger RNA. RefSeq names its product chondroitin sulfate N-acetylgalactosaminyltransferase 1a (gene csgalnact1a). The transcript has 8 exons. The coding region runs from base 1199 to 2818 and encodes 539 amino acids. The record is from RefSeq and is a predicted model, not a curated record. Gene Ontology annotation, molecular function: glucuronosyl-N-acetylgalactosaminyl-proteoglycan 4-beta-N-acetylgalactosaminyltransferase activity. Gene Ontology annotation, cellular component: Golgi cisterna membrane. Lineage: Eukaryota; Metazoa; Chordata; Actinopteri; Siluriformes; Bagridae.
UACUGACUGCUGAAUAGACCUUCUCAGUUCAGUGUUCGCUGACAGAACCGUUUCAGUGCUUUUCCUCUCAUCAGACACAAGCUGAGGUAACACAAUAGAAGAUGAAAUAUGCAGGAGGCUCCUAUUAAACACAAAAGAUAGCCAAACUGCUGACUGAGGAAGAUGAAAAGAUGAAGAUGGAGAUGAAAAUCAUCUCGGACAUCUAACGUUCCUCGUUUCUCAACAUGUCCCAUUUUGUCAGACUCCUACAAAGGAAGAAGUCUGCUGACUCUUCUGAUUUAAGUUCUAAGGACCAUGAUACAGACCUGGACAUGUGAUUUACUCCAUGAAUUGUUUUUCAAAAUGUGUCAUUAACGAGGAUUUCAGUGUGAAGUGGCAUGUUUCGUGUCAUCACGGCAAGACUGAGCUGUUUUAAGCCACAUCCAAAACUCCACCAGCCUUAAGUGGCCUAAAGGAUUUCUACUAUGGUCUAAAACACAGAGGAGAUACUUUAACAUGACAAGAAGCACCUUCUUUUAUGUAGCUGACCAAAUCUGAAUGUUUUUGACUUAAAUGGACUGGACUGAAAUGUGACAGUGAAUGUGAAGGCGUAAUUACUGACGAUCGGAUCAGUAUUGGAACGAGAUUAUCUCUUAUUUAGACAAAACGUCCUAUUUCUCAUUUCAUAUCAAAGUGAGCAUUAGCAAGGUCAGUAAUAGCUAAGACAAGUAACAAGACAAAACAAGAUAAAACAAAUAUCUCUAUAAAACAGUGACAUCUAUAUCUUAGCCUAUAAUUUUAGUUGAUAUGUGAAAUGAUAACCUUUUAUGCUAAAGACAGCACUCGCAUGUUGACCUGCUGUUCUAGUUCAUAACAACCAGAAAGCUUUAGCAAAGCCUUAGCACGCUUUUAGCAUGUUGCCUCAGUUAAUAGCCUUAGCAGUGAUCUAACUGCUUUCACUAACUGAUCUCAUUAACUGUCAGUGUGUUAAGUCAUGUGUGUAUAUGUAUAUAUGUGUGUGCAUGUGACUCACAGUGUAUUUUGGGAAAAAUGUUUCUCAGAUGAUAGAAUUAACAAGGACAACAGGAACUGUUUGACCGAAUAUUCCGUUUUAUAUUUAAAUUAGCAUUAGCUACGACAGCGGUAACCCCUCGUUCAAGAUAAAACCACAUAAUGAAAAUGACUAUAUUUGUGUGUUUAUGACACUGGUUUGUUCGAGAUGUUGCGUAGAGGAUUGUUUUUGUGGCUCUCCCGAGUCUGUGGCGUUUUAGUCCUUGUUUGCUGCCUUCUUUCACUCCUCUACGUCAUCACUUGCAACCCUCAUAGCGAUGAACCCUUGGUGGUGCCCAGGCUGGGAGUACCAGGCUCUCCACGUGGGCUCGGGGUUCCUGGCGUGCUCAGUGGUGCCCCCUUGGGUUCAUCAAGCCAUGAAAACUAUCAAGCUUUGCUUCAGGAACAUGAGGAACAGCAACGGCAACACAUUUCCAGCCUGAAGAAGCAAAUCGCUGAACUGAAGGAAGCUCUGCAGGAGCGAGUUGAGCAACCAAAGGAGAUUCAGGAGAAAGCGAGCAACGCAGGGACCGAUCUGAACGAGUUUCUCCGCUCCCAGCUGGGUCGGGCAGAGAUAAGUGCAGGUGUCCGCUUGCCAAAUGAGUAUGCUGUGAUACCGUUUGAGAGCUUCACACUGCAGCGUGUCUAUCAGCUGGAGACGGGACUCACGCGUCAUCCUGAGGAAAAGCCGGCAAGGAAAGAUAGACGCGACGAGAUUAACGAAGUGGUGGAGAGCGCUGUGCACACACUGAACUCACACAAACACAAUGUGGGAGAUAAAUUUAGUGCAGACAAGGUGUACAGCAUGGCUGAUUUCAUUGAAGGUUUAGCACGAACAGAGAAGGAUAAAGGAACACUGUAUGAACUGACGUUCCGUGGAGAUCGGAAAAACGAGUUCAGGCGCCUCAUCCUGUUUCGUCCCUUCGGACCAUUAAUGAAGGUGUCGAACGAACGCGUGGCAACAUCUCACACCGCCAUUAACAUCAUCGUACCUCUUUCCCAAAGAGCCGACAAAUUCAAACAAUUUAUGCACACCUUCAGGGAGGUGUGCAUAAAGCAAGAUGGACGAGUUCACCUCACCGUUGUCUACUUCGGCCAAGACCAGAUGAACGAAGUCAAAGUAAUCCUAGAAAACACAUCCAGAGAGCUGAAUUUCCGUAACUUUACCAUGAUCCACCUGAACGAGGAGUUUUCCCGAGGCCGAGGUCUGGAUGUGGGUGCCCGAGCAUGGAAAGGAGGAAACGUUUUGCUGUUCUUCUGUGACGUCGACAUCGUUUUUACUGCUGACUUUCUGAACAGCUGCCGCCUGAACACACAACCAGGAAAGAAGGUGUUUUAUCCCAUUCUGUUCAGCCAGUACAAUCCUGCAGUGAUUUAUGGAGGCAGCGAUCACAUCCCGCCUGUAGAGCAACAGCUGGUGAUUAAGAAAGACACUGGCUUCUGGCGGGACUUUGGUUUCGGGAUGACCUGUCAGUACAGAUCUGACUUCAUCAACAUAGGUGGAUUUGAUGUGGAUAUUAAAGGAUGGGGUGGUGAGGAUGUGCACCUCUACAGGAAGUAUCUGCACAGUAACCUGCUGGUGAUCCGUGCUCCUUCUCGCAGUCUUUUCCAUCUGUGGCACGAGAAGCACUGUGCCGACGAGCUCCUGCCCGAGCAGUACAAGAUGUGCAUGCAGAGCAAAGCUAUGAACGAAGCAUCUCACGGACAGCUGGGAAUGCUCCUCUUCCGACACGAGAUCGAAGCUCACCUGCGCAGACAGAAGCAGCGCAGCGUCGCAAAGAAUGCCUAAAUGGACCAUGGUGAUUUUACAGGCACACGCAAACAAUUACACACUUUUUGACUUCUUUCUGUUGACCUGGAAGUGACAGUUGAAUUGUUUACAUUCAAGAACAGCUGAUUUCCAUGAAGGUUGUGACAUUGGAAGACGACAAUCAACCAGUCGAGUGGUUAAAGGGUAAACAGUGCUGUUGCUAGGCAACAGGAAACAUGGCUGACAAGCAGAAGCCAGGCAACGACCGAGGAUAACGAUAUCGCGAGCUAGCACAUGGUAUUUUACAAUGUAAAGCCACAGAAACAGUGGAAACGUGAGGAAAAUUCCCUUCAGCAGUGUCUAAACAGUCAUUCUAAGACAACUCGUGGAUGAAUCUGACUCUCUUCAACAUCAUUUAUGCUGUAGUUUUUGUAGUAUUUUAUUUUGUUUUUAUUACGCUAAAACACAGACAUUGUCCUAAUAAUAACUUCAUGAGAGACAUUCUGUUUUUUUACACCAUGCUUAUAAGGUAUUAAUUAAAAGCAUGUUCAAUAUUUUUAUCCAUUUAUAAUUACAACGAAACGAGCUUUAAACGUCAGUCGUCAGUGUAAGAAAAGUUACCGCUUUACCUCUGACUGUUACAGAGCGCUGACACUGGAGACUCCUUCCAUAAAUAUGAAGUAAAUCUCCAACAAAAAUCAGUUUAAGUAACUUGUUGCCAUAGAAAUGAUUACGUAUUAUAAUAGCAUAUCAUAAUAGCAUAUUGCAGACAGAACCACCGUCAGAGCUGUUGUUAUAGACAAUUAAUCAACACCUUCUGACCAAUCAGAAGCGAGAAUUCAACAUAAUAUAGUAGUAUAAUAAAACGUAAAGAUAUAAGAUAAGCUAUUUUCAAUUUAGUGACCUGGGUUUGAAAAAUAAUUUGUACAACACACACACCCAGAUAAUAGACACACUUUUUUUGUGUCUAUUGUCUAUAGUUUGUUGUUCAAGGGUUCUCUGAGGGUUUAAAUGUUUUGUUUGUUUUUUUAUAAUUUAGGGUUAUUAGCUUUCAACAAGGAGUUGAUACCCUUUAUGGUAGGAAAACACUUACCAAGUCCCUUUCAAGAGGGAAAACUGAAUGUAUUUUGAAUAACAAAGUAGAUUUAAAUAUAUAUAUAUAUUUUAUUUACUUUAUCUGCUUUUGGAAUUAAUGAAAAACAAGUUACAUGUUCAGCAUGUUUACGUGGUUUUCCGACUUUUCCGGUUUUUCGUCGUUUUCUGAUAUUUUAGACAAUCCCAGUUUCACACCACAAAUAAGGAUUAUUGCCACAUCCUAAAAAACACAGUGAAGGGAAAUGUAGAAUUUUGACUUUGCUAUGCAGAGAACUGAAUGUAUAAUGUCUCUAAACUGGCAGAAUAUUUAAUGAAGUAAAAAAAAAGCACUUAGGAUAUUACAGGUAAUAACGUUCACACUCAUCACUGAUUUAUUAUUCUACAUCAAAUUUAUCAAUCCUUAAACUCCACUGAUUGAUUUUUUUUUUGUAUUUAUUAACAUGUCGUCAGUACACUUGUCCAAGUGUUAAGUCUUGCUGUCUCACCUGGUCUCACAAAUUUUCAUCAGGAUUUAAUUUUUCUUCAAUUUUGCUUUAAAGUUUUCUUAGUUCCGAUUUAUUGUUUAGAGACAGAAUAGAAAUUGGUCAAAAAAAAAUCUUAAGGUUUAAGAUUUUUUUAAUUAUUUCUCUAAAGGCUGUUUAUAUACCAGUAUCAAUAUGCACAAAUGUAUUUCUCUGUUGUCUCAUGAAGGUGAGAAAAGGAGAAAUAAAGAUAUGAAAUGAACCAUUUUUAAACUUUGACCCAUAUACAGUACAUGUUUAUAUCAACGAGAAGAUCAAUAAUAUCUGAGACGAUGUUCAGUUUUAUGAACAACUCAUAAUUUCAGUCACAAUCACAACUUCUUCUGGUUACGGUCACUUUUACAUUUAUUCAUGUUGGUGUUUUGUUCAGUUCUAAACGGGAAAAUUAAAAAAUAAAAAAAAAAAAGACUUUUGAAAGACUAUCUGAAGCAUUUAGAACUGGACAUUUAUGGAAGGACUGAUGUUCAUUUGGUCCUGAGAUUCUGUUUCAUGUUUCGUAUGAAAAAAAAACAAAACAAAACUGAAAGUGUAUAAUUAACGUCUGGAGCAGUAGAUGGGACGAGACGUUCAGCGACCUAUGACUUUGAUUUGUUUUUUUCUUUAUACUGUUCUGAUAGGAUUUUACUUUAUAUCUGUUUUCUUUUUUUUGUUGUUAAAAUAUCGCUUUACAAAACUGCCUUCAUAUUUUUGACAACAGUGGCGCUUAGUGGCAGGAAGUAGAAGUACGCAUUCUGUUUUCCAGAAUGACGCUCUUCAUGCAGGUAGAAAGGAAGGUUAUAAGUUUAAAUCCCAGCACCAAGUGACUGUUCUUAAGACAUUUCAUGCUUAUCUCCUCACCUCAGUGCUGGGAUCAGACUUCAGAUAAAAUCAUCUGCAAAAUAAAUAAAUAAAUAAAUAAAUGUAAUGGUGUGAUAGAAGUUCUAAGCCAAGGAUUAUGUUCUGUCUCUAGAAUUUGUAUUAUUUUUAUUAUUAUUGUUUCUUUUUUGAUUGUUUUCUGAAUGAAGUUAAAUUAAAUAAGCCAUAUUUAUCAUUAUUAGUAUUAAUUGGUCAUCCUCAGACCCUGAUUUAGAAGUGGAUAAAGUACCAUGUUUUACCUUUAAAACAGGAAAUAAAAGAAUGGUGUGAAAGAAAAGGAAAAGAAAAGGUUUAGGAUGUUUCCAAGACAAUAACUGAUGGCUUGAUCAGGAGCAAUGUAGUGUUUAGCUUCCCAUAUUUAACCUAUAAAAAAUGAGAGACUUCUAUUUAUUCAUCUUCUACAUUAUUCUUGAAGUAUUUGAAACAUUUUUUUAAAAAUCAUUUGCACAGAAGAAAUAUGAACAGAUUCCUAUAAUUACUUUAACAAUAAAUUAAAAUAAAUUAAAUUAAAAUAUGAAUUAAAUUACUUUUAUGGCAUAUUGCUCUGAGAAAUACUCAUUCAGAUGAAUGGAUUGAUUUUAUAAAAUGAAUUACAUGAAUUUUCAAGCUUGUAUUAUUGUUUUUGGUUUUUUUUGUAAGAUUUAUGGA